AGUCCGACCUCCGUCAGUCAGUUGAUGUUUGAGAUCUUAGUGGUAUUGAGCGCAUUGAGUUAUUGCGAAUUGUUUUAGAACUUUUGAAUAAUUUUUUAUAAGAAUUUACUAAGAGAAGUAUAUGUUAAAAUACAAUAAUUAUUGCCUUCCAUAUGUGCGAAUGCCUCCAGUUAUUUAAUAUAAGUUUGUGCAAGUUAAAUAUUUUACUCCGGAUGAUUGUGCUGUGACUUCAUAACUUGUUUUAUAUCAAAACAUUUGUUUUUCAAACAUUUAUAUUACAACUCCACACGUAUCUCGGUUGUUCAGUGAAUUGUUAUAUAGCCUUGGCUAAAAUUUUUGUAAUAUUACUCACUGUGUUUUGAAGACUGGUGUCAACAUGAAAAAUGUGCUUAGAUUGUUGAGGACGAACUGUGGCUAUUUUCUCAUAGUGUUAUCUCAGUUACGGUGCAGUACUUGAGUACUAAGUAGGUUAAGAGAGGGACAGAGAAUGAGGGGGCAGAGGUAAAGUAGUCAGGAAUCACCGUGGAGCACCUGGUGGGAGGCGGUGGCGCGGGCGGCUUGCUGCCCGGCGCUUCGCCCGCCCAGCACCCGCCCAACAUGCUGCAGCCCAUGGAAGAAAUGAUUCUUCCACCCAAACGACAAGCUGUUGUUGAUCGCUUAAGACGAAGAAUAGAGACGUACAGGCGGCGGCAGUCGGAGUGCGUGCCGAGGUUCGACCAGUCGUUCAGCGGGGCCUGCGAGCAGCAGAACCUUGAGACGAAUGCGCUGCAGAAGAGGUUCCUGGAGGGGAAGGCCAAGAGACAGGCCAAGAAGACGGACCGGAAGCCCGAGCUGGCCGCGAUCAGCAGCAACCUGCACAGCAGUCUCCAUGUGAGCUGUCAACAAAAGUUCGGUUGUGUCGACUACGAGCCUCCGGCUAAGAUACAAUGCGGGGGCGGAGGGGGCGCGUCCGCCGGCCCCGGGGAGGGCCUCACCAAGUUCUCGGUGGAGAUCGUGCAGCAGCUGGAGUUCACCACGUCCGCCGCCGACUCUCAGCCGCAGCAGAUAUCCACCAACGUGACGGUGAAGGCCCUCGCCAACGCCGUCAAGACGUCGGGCUCCCCGCCACCGCCGCCGCAGCCCGCCCAGCCCUCGCAGCCGCCCCGGAUGCCCUCGCCCCUGGACUGCGAGCGGGAGUGCAAGGCGGAGUGCAAGUCCGAGGCGGCCGACGACGAGUUCGUGGGGCUGGACGAGUGCGCCGCCGCUCUCGAGAGGGACGCCGCCUCCGCCUUCCCGGGCCUGGCCGACCUCAUAGGGGAGGACGACGGAGACGACGCCUUCGAGUAUCUCAUCACCGAGAUCUCCGAGUAUCCGGAGCUCAUGAAGGACUUCGACCUGGACGGCGGGAAGACCAACGGGGGCGGCGGACCGGGGGCCGAGCCGCCACGGCCUUAUGGGGAGAUGUCGCCCGCGGCGCAGACCCUCAAACACAUGGCGGAGCAGCAUCAGCAGGCGGCCGGCGGGGACUGGGCGCGGUUCCGCGGGUACAACUACCGCCCGCGGCCGCCGCCUCCCGCACUCGAACACCUGCACAUGACGCAGCAGCAGCAGAUGCACCUCUCGCAGCCUCACAACCUUCAGGUGUCGGCGGCCCAGCACAUGCAGGUGAGCUCGGCCGGAGGGCUGUCAGUGGCCGCGCAGCAGGGCAUGUACGCCGGGUACAGUCACCAGGCGCCGUCACCGUCGCCGCACCAUCAAGGUAACAGCUGCGAUUCGUAUUCCGUGUCCCAGUCGCAGAGCAUCAAGUUCAGUCCGUCUAUGAGGCCCCGCGCCGCGCCCCCGCAGCAGACCAACACGGGCCCGGCACAGGGGCAACCUCUCGGUAUAGCGGCGGCGGGGAUUUCCCGCGAGCAGCAGGCCAAGAUGCUCCAACAGCAGCAGCAGCAGAUGCUGCGCGCCCAGCAGCAACAGAUGCGUCCUCCCCCGCCGGAGUACAAGGCCAGAUUCGCGGCCCGCCGGCCUGCACCCGCUCCCGCGCCCGCGCCCCGGGCCUUCGCCCCUCACGGCCGCCAGUACCCGCCCGACUGGAGGCACGUCCUCAUACAGCAGCAGAACGCGCGCCAACAGUUUCCGCACCAUCUCCAAGGAGGCAAUUUCAACAUGGGCGGCAUGGGCGGUAUGGGUGGCGUGGGCAACAUGGGCAACGUUGGCGGCGUGAACACCAGCAUGGCGCAGCAGCAACAGAUGCAACUCCAGCAGGCGAGACUGCAGCAGCAGCAACAGCAGCUGAUGCAGCAUCAACAGCAGAGAACGUCGAGCCAGCAGCAGUCGUCCAUGUCGCAGCUGAUGAUGCAGCAGAACCAGGUGAUGACCGUCCAGGCACAGCAGAUGCCGAACAUCCACAUGUCCCAGUCCCAGAGCAUGAGCAUGGCGGGCAUGUCCAUGCCCCACAACGCGCACGCGGGCCACGGCGGGACGCACGCGGGGCACGGGACGGGACAUACGGGCCACGCGGCGCAUGCGCAGGCCGCCCCGAUGCACUUCCCCGGGCUGCAGGCGGGCGGGUCGUUCGCGGGGCAGGCGGCCGACUUCAACCUGGACUUCCUGGACAGCAUGCCGUCCACGGACGCCAGCAGCCUCACCGCCCAGGAGCUGCUCAACUCCCUCGACAACUCCUUCCUGAGCGACAUCCUGUAGACUCCGGGCGCUCUCUCUCUCUCUCUCCGCUGACGUCAUCGUCUCGAGGAAUUAGCACAAAACACAUUUCCAUAGUUUUAUUUACAAUCAAUUUAUUUAUCGCCGGACGAGACGCGGCAGUGUGCGGGUGGACUUGGUCACUCGUCGCCGAGCCUCCGGUGCGGGCGUGCGCGGCCCGGCGCGGCCCGGGCGCGUCGCCGUGGUUAGGUCGUUCACAGAGACUGAGUUCCGAAGCCGGCUCCACCGGAGUGCGGUGUGUGUGUAUAUUACUUUAUUUAUAGUUGAAAUGUAAAUGUUUAUUAUUGAGGUAAUCGUGAGGUCGUUUCCGUACCUAAGACGUAGCAGCCACACUGUGAUGUCGGCCUCGGCCGUCUCUAGCAUAGUGAAUAGAAUCAAUUAUUACGAAACAGAAUAUCGUCAUGGCGGAGGCUCUCGGAACGCGGGUUCCGUAGCAGUCCAGCGACGAUCCGGACGAGGAGGACGAUUUUGUUAUUUAUACCCGAAACUGAAUGGACGUAGAGCGCGCGGCUCGCGGGCGCUCCGGAGCGAGCCCGAGGCGGCCGUGACCGAGUGUAACAUUCCAAAGCCAUUGUUAACAAUGUUUUUAACUUUAGGACCAAUUUUUGAAUGUUCUUUUGAAAAUAAUAUUACAUAUUGA
This is a messenger RNA of Danaus plexippus (monarch butterfly), 3334 nucleotides long. Its product is annotated as neurogenic protein mastermind-like. The record is from RefSeq and is a predicted model, not a curated record. Gene Ontology annotation, cellular component: nuclear speck. Gene Ontology annotation, molecular function: transcription coactivator activity. NCBI's taxonomy places the organism in Eukaryota, Metazoa, Arthropoda, Insecta, Lepidoptera, Nymphalidae. The transcript is spliced from 9 exons. Gene Ontology annotation, biological process: positive regulation of transcription by RNA polymerase II; Notch signaling pathway. The coding region runs from base 598 to 2676 and encodes 692 amino acids.